Messenger RNA from Anarrhichthys ocellatus (wolf-eel), 1324 nucleotides. RefSeq names its product CBY1 interacting BAR domain containing 1 (gene cibar1). Gene Ontology annotation, cellular component: ciliary transition zone; ciliary basal body. The transcript has 9 exons. Bases 121 to 1020 code for a protein of 299 amino acids. The record is from RefSeq and is a predicted model, not a curated record. Gene Ontology annotation, biological process: cilium assembly. Lineage: Eukaryota; Metazoa; Chordata; Actinopteri; Perciformes; Anarhichadidae.
GGGAGACUGGCGUGCUAGCUUGGGAGAGACACAGCAUAGUUAGCUUGCUCGCGCUAAAUCUGCGUCCAGAUAGGCUUGCCUGAACCCGGAAAACAUUUAAUUUACUGCCUUUCUGCAAAGAUGAGCCGUACACCCGAUGCAAGAUCGAGGGACAGCCAGACCAGAAAGAUCCAGGAAAACAUCACCAAUGUGGAGAAACAUUUUGGAGAGAUGUGCCAACUGUUUGCCGCCUAUGUCCGUAAAACAGCCAGACUACGAGACAAGUCAGAUGUCCUGGUUCGGGAAAUCGGCGUGUAUGCAGACACAGAAACGCCACACCUGAAGAGGGGUAUGAAGCAGUUUGCUGACCACCUGGCCAAGAUUCAAGACUACCGCCAAGCUGAGGUGGAAAGACUUGAAGCCAAAGUCAUAGAGCCAUUAAAAAGCUAUGGAGCUGUAGUGAAGCGUAAAAGGGAGGAUCUGAAGGCGACUCAGAGUGCCAGAGACAGAGAAGCCAAACAGAUGGCCCAGCUUGAACGGACCAGACAGAGGAACCCGUCAGACAGGCAGAUUAUUUCUCAGGCUGAAAGUGAGCUCCAGAGAGCAACCAUGGAUGCCACACGGACCACAAGGCAGCUGGAGGAGACCAUAGACGAGUUUGAGAAGCAGAAGAUCCGGGACAUUAAGAAAAUCUUUGGUGAGUUUGUGACAGUGGAGAUGUCGUUCCAUGCCAAGGCCUUGGAGGUGUACACCUUGGCCUACCAGAGCAUUCAAAGUGUGGAUGAGGAGGAGGACCUGGAGGUGUUCAGGAGCUCGCUGCACCCCCCUGACUACCAGUCACGCUUAGACAUAGUGCGAGCUAAUUCCAAAGCCUCCCUCGAUCGGACCGGGUCCUUCCUGAGUACAUCAGGGACCUUACAGCAACAAAGAGCCUCCAGUCGGCAGACAAGAAGAGAUGACGAGGAAGAGGACGACGAAGAGGAUGAAGAUGAAUCGGAGGAGGAGGAAGACGAAGAGGAAGACACAGAUGACGAACAUUGAUUUGUCUCAUUUUGUGUUUGUCGGUAUGGAACAAAAAAAGGAUACCUAAAGGUAUAUUACUGUGUCGUUGCCAAAAUCACCGCACAGGUGGUCUGAGCAGUAUUGUAGUGCAAGUGUGUUGUAGCUGUGUAAGAGAACAUGUUGUCCUUUACUGACGUUUGUCUUUGACAUUCCAGCCAAUUAUUGUCUUACAUAUUUUUUUAUAUAAAAUAUUCCGAAAUGUACAUUACAUAUUGUACUGGAACUACCAUUGCAUUCAAUUGCACCAUGUUAUUCAUCUUUAUGAAUUAAAAAAAGAAAAGUC